AUGUCUUCCAAAUCUGACACCCUUUUAUUUCUUUCGAGGCCCUUUCUGACUAAAAAACAGAUUUUAAAGGCUCAAAGUAAUAAUAUUCAGGAUCAUCGUGCAUAUAACCAAAAGAAGCUAGCAAUUAUCAAGUUCUUAAGUGAUAUAUGCGUUCAAUUGAGAUUCCCGAGAAAAACACUAGAGGCAGCACUGUAUUUCUACCAGAGGUUUUACCUUUUCAAUAAAUUUGAAACGGAAUUAUGCUAUACAAUUGCUACAAGUGCGAUACUAUUAAGUUGCAAACAAGUAGAGACGAUAAAGAAAUCUAACGAGAUAUGUAGUAUCUCGUUAAGACUACGGAGCGUUGCAAAAGUAACUCCUGAGAUCCUAGAUAACUUCAAGAAAAGGGUCUGUCAACAUGAGCUGCGACUUUUAGAGGCAAUAUCCUUCGAUUACAGAAUUAAUAAUUACGUUCAUAUUGAUGAGUACGUGAUAAAAUUAGGUAAAGAGCUAGCAUUCAGCCAAGAGACCUGUUACCUCGCAUGGAUUAUCGCAUAUGAUGUUCUAAAAACUGAGAUCAUCCUGGUAGUACCGCAGCAUACAAUAUCUUUGGCUGUUUUAAAAAUUGCGCACGAACUGCCCAAUGCAAAAUCUACUUGGCCAACAAUCAGGUAUACCACCUUUGAGUCGGAUGAAAAAUCUUUCAGCGAAGCUUACUUUGAUUUGCUGAAUUUUUACAUCAACUCCUUCGAUUUAUGCGAUCUAAAGGAUAAUAUGCCAAGUGGCCUUCAAUCCAUUAGUAUUGACACAUUUAUUGAACUUAAAAAAAGAGCAGGCCGGGAAUAUGGCCUUAAAAAUCCUACAGAUAAAGAAGUUGAUACUGAUCUAUAUUUAAGUACCCAGUAUGACACUUCAAAUGUACGAGAGAGACGGUACGUUCUUUCGGCCAAAUCGAUAAACAGUGAAGUUGCAUCAAUGAAUCAAAAGCCCUAA
This is a messenger RNA of Zygotorulaspora mrakii, 972 nucleotides long. RefSeq names its product Ctk2p (gene CTK2). Gene Ontology annotation, molecular function: cyclin-dependent protein serine/threonine kinase activator activity. Gene Ontology annotation, cellular component: cyclin/CDK positive transcription elongation factor complex; nucleus. The record is from RefSeq and is a predicted model, not a curated record. Gene Ontology annotation, biological process: regulation of transcription by RNA polymerase II; positive regulation of DNA-templated transcription, elongation. NCBI's taxonomy places the organism in Eukaryota, Fungi, Ascomycota, Saccharomycetes, Saccharomycetales, Saccharomycetaceae. The transcript has a single exon. The coding region runs from base 1 to 972 and encodes 323 amino acids.